Messenger RNA from Fusarium falciforme, 2376 nucleotides. RefSeq lists its product as hypothetical. The record is from RefSeq and is a predicted model, not a curated record. Gene Ontology annotation, molecular function: polygalacturonase activity. The transcript has a single exon. The coding region runs from base 1 to 2376 and encodes 791 amino acids. Lineage: Eukaryota; Fungi; Ascomycota; Sordariomycetes; Hypocreales; Nectriaceae.
AUGGGGCUCUCGACGAUCGUCACCGCGUCUCUCUUGGCCUUGCACCUCUUUUCUCUGCCCGUCUCGGCCGCUCCUCAGGUGCCUGCUACUUCGGCUGCUGUUCCUGUUGCUGCCCCCGAGUACGGUGUCUCGGCCGCCGACUCCUGGUGGCUCGCAUCCAUUGAGCGCCAGGGUGCCGUCGCCUAUGGUGGCUCUGCCGACUACAAGAUCUUCCGAAACGUCAAGGACUACGGUGCCAAGGGUGAUGGCGCUACUGACGACACUGAGGCCAUCAACGCCGCCUUCUCUGAUGGCAACCGCUGCGGCUACGGCUGCGACUCGAGCACCGUCCGCCCUGCCCUUGUUUACUUCCCUCCCGGUACCUACGUCGUCUCCAAGCCCAUCCUCCCCUACUACUACACCCACAUGGUCGGCGAUGUCCAGUCGCUCCCCGUUCUCAAGGCCGCCGCCAACUUUGCGGGCAUGGCCGUCAUCGACUGCGAUCCCUACGACGACCAGGGCAACAACUGGCACACCAACCAGAACAACUUUUUCCGCCAGAUCCGAAACUUCAAGAUUGAUCUCACCGGCAUGCCCAAGACUUCGGGUACUGGUGUCCACUGGCAGGUCGCCCAGGCUACUUCGCUGCAGAACAUUGUCUUCCAGAUGAUUGAGGACAAGAGCGAGGACAACGUCCAGCAGGGCAUCUUCAUCGACAACGGCUCCGGCGGCUUCAUGACCGAUCUCGUCUUCAUCGGUGGCAAGUACGGUGGUUUCCUCGGUGGUCAGCAGUUCACUGCUCGCAACAUGACCUUCCGCAACUGCAACACUGCCGUCUACAUGAACUGGAACUGGGUCUGGACUCUCAACGGCCUUGACAUUGAUGGUUGCAACAUUGGUGUUGACAUGACUGCCGGCGAGAACAUCCAGAACGUCGGCUCCAUCCUUCUGCUCGACAGCAAGAUCUCCAACACUCAGGUCGGUGUUCUCACCACCUACGAUCCCGCCCAGCCUGGCACCAACGGCACCCUGGUCCUCGACAACGUCGACAUGUCUUCUGCUGUCCCCAUCGCCGUCAAGAACAAGGGCACUGAGGCUACCGUCCUCGCCGGCAACGCCAAGAUCGACUCGUGGGUUCAGGGUCGCGCCUACGUCGGCGGCAACGGUGAGGCUGUUCAGGACGCCCAGUCGCCCAUUCAGAAGCCCAAGGUUCUCCUUGACAGCGCUGGCAAGGUCGUCACCAAGAGCAAGCCCCAGUACGACAACAUCCCCGCUACCCAGUUUGUGUCUGUCAAGUCCAAGGGCGCCAAGGGUGAUGGUGUCUCAGAUGAUACCGCCGCUAUUCAGGCUGUCUUUGACGGCAUCACUGAGGGCCAGAUUGUCUACUUUGACCACGGCGCCUAUGUCAUCACCGACACUGUCAAGGUCCCCAAGAACAUCAAGAUUGUCGGUGAGAUCUGGCCUCUCAUCAUGGCUGGCGGCGACAAGAACUUCAAGGACCAGGCCAACCCCAAGCCUGUCUGGCAGAUUGGUCAGGAGGGUGAUGUCGGCAAUGUCGAGAUCCAGGAUCUCAUGUUUGAGACUCUUGGUCCUCAGCCCGGUGCCAUCCUCAUGGAGUUCAACGUCGCUGGUGAGACUCCCGGCUCUGCUGGUCUCUUUGAUGUUCACUUCCGCGUCGCUGGCUCUGCUGGUACCAAGCUCCAGUCCGACACCUGCAAGAAGACUCCCGAGGUCAAGACCGAGCCCAACCCCGAGUGCGUCGGUGCUUUCAUGCUCAUGCACGUCACCAAGCAAGCCAGCAUCUACAUGGAGAACACCUGGCUGUGGGUCGCCGACCACGAGCUUGAUCUUGCCGACCACUCUCAGAUCAACAUCUAUAACGGCCGAGGUAUUCUCAUCGAGAGCACCAAGGGCGCCUGGCUCUGGGGUACCGCCUCUGAGCACAACGUUCUCUACAACUACCAGCUCAAGAGCGCCAGCAACGUCUACAUGUCGCUGAUCCAGACCGAGACGGCCUACAUGCAGGGCAACCCCGACGCCACGGUGCCCUUCACAGUCAACGCCAACUUCUACGACCCCGAUUUCACUGCCUCGUGCACUGGUGACUCGACAAAGUGCGCGCGCACCUGGGGCGUCCGAGCCAUCGACUCCAAGGACAUCUUCAUCUUUGGCGGCGGUCUCUACAGCUUCUUUGACAACUACGACCAGGAGUGUGUGCCUCUCAACAACUGCCAGGACAACAUGAUCAGCCUCGAGAGCUCGCAGGUUCACCUGUACGGCAUCAGCACAAAGGCCAGCAUCAACAUGGUGACUGUCGACGGCAAGUCUGCCAUUGUGGACGCCGACAACCGCAACAACUUUUGCGCUGCGAUUGCUCUGUUUUCUUCGUCGGCGUAA